This is a messenger RNA of Camponotus floridanus (Florida carpenter ant), 4386 nucleotides long. RefSeq names its product protein bicaudal C homolog 1-B (gene BicC). Lineage: Eukaryota; Metazoa; Arthropoda; Insecta; Hymenoptera; Formicidae. Gene Ontology annotation, cellular component: cytoplasm. Bases 593 to 2920 code for a protein of 775 amino acids. The transcript has 13 exons. Gene Ontology annotation, molecular function: RNA binding; protein binding. The record is from RefSeq and is a predicted model, not a curated record.
UUAUUGUGAUGUUUUAAAAGGUGAUUCAGAUGCAUCGAGUGAUAGUUAAGUGGAGCACAGUGAUACAAGGAUUCGCAACUGAUAAUCACGAUCAAAAUUGAAAAUUAAUCAGUGGCCUUCGACACAGUGCCCAAGUAGUUCGAAACAGUUCACGAUUAGAAAUUAUCCUCUUUCCUUGCAUUAUCAGAGAUUAAAUGUGAGAUCGAAAAAUUCGCGGCGAGAAUUAUUUUUACGGCGAGGUGAAUCUCGAAACAAGAUUAAACGAGAUCUUCCGGAAUCUUCCGUGAUCAGCGGUGAAAGUAAAUUUAUGCUUCGAUCUAUUCGUGAUAGAAUCAUCUCAGUGUUUGUUGCAGUCAACAAAUGACGAAGUUAUUGUUAUCGUGACAGUGAUUCAUUCCUUUCUCUAUUUAGAAAAUGAAAAUGCUAUUCUAUUUUCUUUAAGUUUUAAAACCAUUUAAUACCAAACGUGAUCUUUCUCUUUUACAACCUUAAGAACCUUAAAAGCUCCUCCGCCUUAAUUUUUCUACUUUCACAUUGAUUCUUCGAAAAGGCCUCAUAAAUCACCUACCUACAACCUACAUCGAAGAAGAAAAUGACCGUGGUUAUGGAAAGAACGAAUACUAUCAUUACGUGGCCAUCGCGAUUGAAGAUCGGGGCAAAGUCGAAGAAAGAUCCGCAUAUAAAAGUCGCAGGACGAUUAGAUGACGUACGAGCAGCGAAAGAGAAGAUAAUGGAAGUUUUGGACACACGGCAAAGUAACAGAGUGACCAUGAAGUUGGACGUUAGUUACACUGACCAUUCACAUAUCAUCGGCAAGGGUGGUCUGACGAUUAAGCGAGUGAUGGAGGAAACUAGCUGUCAUAUCCAUUUCCCAGAUAGUAACCGUAGCAAUCACCAGGAUAAGAGCAAUCAAGUCUCUAUCGCUGGUGAGAUGGAGAGCGUUGAACGUGCCCGCGCACGUGUUAGGAAUCUGACACCUCUGAUCUUUUCGUUCGAAUUGCCUAUAAUGGGUGCAUCGCAAAAUACGCCAGACUGCAGUUCACCCUACGUCGUAAAGAUACAGGAGAAGUACAAUGUGCAAGUGAUGUUUCGCACGAGACCGAAGCUACACGCCACCCAAGUGGUCGUUAAGGGAUGUGAAUGGGAGGUUUCUCAAGUCAAGGAGGCGACAGUUCUGUUAAUCCGUUAUAUGUGUAAAAAUCUAGCUAGUCAAAUCCAAGUACAAAUGUCGAUGGAGAUCUCACCCCAACAUCAUAGCAUCGUGCUAGGGAAACAGAGCAGCAAUUUGAAAAUGAUAAUGCAGCGUACCGCCACGCAAAUUAUGUUUCCCGAUGCUGGCGAUCCGAAUAUACCCAGUCUCAAAAAAAGCAAUGUCACAAUUACUGGCGCUAUUCAUAAUGUUUACUUGGCUCGGCAACAAUUAGUGGGAUCAUUACCAUUAGUACUCAUGUUUGACCUACCGGAGGAUUCUAUAUCCGCUACCGUAGACACUGAAAAGAUCUCUCAACUUAUGCAAUCUUUAGAUGUGUUUAUCAACGUUCGGCAUAAGCCGAAACAAAGCACGCUUUCCGUGAUUAUUAAGGGGAUUGAGAGAAAUGCCGGUAAUAUUUACGAAGCGCGAAAACAACUGUUGGGACUGGACGAACCCAGAGUUCAUGCCGAGAUACCGGCUACAUAUCACAUUCCGAACGCCGGCAGUAUUUUCCAAAGUAAUAAUAGUAACGAUAUCAGCAACAACAACAAUAUGAUCAAUAAUGUGACAGAUAAUUUUUCGAGCAUGUUGAAUGUAAACACGCAAAAUCCAUCGUAUUGCAUGUCGCCAAUUCCGCACUCGCCGAAUUCCAUGGGACUAUCGUCGCACUGGGGCCUUGCUGCACAUUAUGUUCCAUCCAUGUGUGCGUAUUCUCCUUACCCUCAUUUGAACCACUUGCUGACAACGCAGCACAUGUUGCACAACAAUAUAAUGGGAACUUCUCAUGGAUUAUCGAAUCAUAUGUUACCUCCUGGUAUUGGAACUUAUCACUCUAAUAGUGUAUCGAGCAAUUUUUCUAAUAUCCACGGUCUCAACGCUAAUUUGACGGAUAGUAAAGAAGGUGGCAGUGCUUAUUCCUCGCUAAGUAGCGUCUCUAGCUCUCUAUCAAGUCCUGCUAUCAGUCCUCGGAAUGUUUCACCAGUCAACCCUACGGAUACUAAUUCUAAUUUACCGGAUAUAUCCAGCAUGUUAUCCGAAAUACCGGUCUCCGAUCGACGUGCACCUGGUUGCGAGAAAAAAUCACUGGAGAUAGCUGCACAGCAACAUCUAACCCCUUUCGAUUAUGAACAAAAGAAGCUAUUAGCCACGAAGGCGGUGCAAAACAAGUCGAGUAACAACGACUUUCGCGUACCGACGUCCGCGUGGUCUGGUUAUGGCCUCAGCCAGAGUAUUCCGCCUAUAACUACAAGUGACUUAAGCAAGGAGCUGACGUCACAUCCUUCAGACUUGUGGAAAGAACCGACCACACCGGUAUUCAAUACCGAGAUGGAUUUCGGUAAUAUUAUCUCGAGCAAAGAUCGCGUUGGACAAAUAGGGAUGGCCUCAAAUUAUAUAGAUCACACAUCGACUUCCCAAUUAAACAAAAUCACGUCGUCGCAUCGUUUCAAUGAUUUGGCUACCAUGUUAGCCAGCAUCGGCUUGGAAAAAUAUAUACGCCUGUUCACGUCUCACGAAGUGGACAUGUCUACAUUUCAUUCUCUGACAGAGAAAGAUCUCUGCGAAAUCGGGAUUACUGCAUGGGGUGCGAGACGCAAAAUAUUGCUAUUAAUAUCUGAUAUGAACAAACGAACGAGUCCGUUCUCUGGGAGCGCCGCGCCUGGCGCCGAACGAAAGGCGUCCACGUUGUCGGCAUCGACAGAUAAGUGCAACCUGGAUACUAAAUGGUAAAAAAAUACUGAUCGCUAUUCGUUCCAAACGGCGUAUCAACGUUCUCGAAACCGAUUGGAGAUGCCGCGUGUCGGUCAAAAUAAUAAGUACUUAUUAAUUCUAACCAUGCGCGGACGCGCAUAAUUACGAGUAACGUUACGCCGUUAUAUCGGAGGGAACGAACGAGAUUGAUGAAAACCGAAAGGACUAUUUGGUUAUCUGUACCGCAAAUAGACAAAUGCGAGAUCGAUAGUCAAACGGUUUGUAUGUCAAACGGUUUAUUGAUUUGAAGCUACUUAAGUAUCGAAAAAGUAAUUAGGAAGUUAUUUUUGUGGCCGGGAACUGGCUGUAUUCUUUUUUUUCCUCAUUUUUUUUUCGCCGUUCUCGGCGCGCGCCCAAAAGGUGCCUUAGGAUCUAGGAUAGUCGUUAAUAUUUUCGCUGUCUUCGUUUGUUACACAAUUAUCCGAUCACGAUGGAUGCGUCAUUAUUAUUUCAUCUUGCUAAAGUCGAAUUAUUUCGAAUAUUUAUCGAAUCUUAUAUUGAUUCCGCGAUUUAAAUUAACGUUUCUAAAUAAGCGUGCCAGUUGCUGGCAAAAAAGCCAUCAAAUAAAUUACAUUUAUAAUGUUCGCGAAAUGAAGUGCGCGUUCCACUCGUUAUAUCAUAUGAUGAUUCGCUUGAUGAACGGAUGAUUGGUAACUGCGAGUGAAUGCAUGUAUAAGUGUAUAGCGAGUAUGUGAAAUGUGAAGUGGGUAUAGAUGUUUUGAAUGAAAUCUAAACAAAUUAGGAAGAAUUAUUACAGUUCAGGAACUUAGAAUGAAAUGCGAUGGGCGAGGGAUGUCCCGUGUGUUCAGCGAAUUUUCGUCCUAGCAAAAAUUCACACAUACCUUUAAUUCAGACUAAGCUCGAAUAUGUGAUCGUAUGUGUUCAAUAUGUUGAUCAAUAUGUUGGUCAAUACGUUGAUUAACAUGUUAAUUUAAAUUUCAAAAUUUUGUUAAUCGACCAGCAUUAAUGAACGAUUCGACAUUGCGCAAUAAUUAAAUGCGAUUUAUAAUAGAUUCACACGGUUGCAAUUUCGAGUUUUAUACGAAGCAAGUAUAUAUAUAUAAGUUACAAAAUAUUUAUUAAUUAUUUCGCGAAACACGCUGGACGCACGUCAAAGAAUAGGCCGCAAGAACUUUUCGUGUAAAGCGUGUAUUGAAAAAGAAGAUAUAUAAUAAUAUAAAAUAAAUUCUAUAUAGCGAAAAAUAUUCCGCGAAUUACUCUCCGCGUACCACAAACGAUACUUUUCGAGGAGCUGAUUGAAAAAAGAUAUCGAUAGCUAAGUAUUCAAUUCGCGAUGACAAUCGUUGUGUUAAUUAGGGAACUUUCGUUAAUUAGCUCUAAACUAGCGCUAAACUAGCGUUAAACUAGCUCUAAACUUGGCAAAAUCAAGAGAACGAUACACAAUUAAUAGUGAAGAAUUAUGCAUAUAAAAACUAUAUAAUAUA